AUGGCCCCCGGCGCUGUCACCAGGCUAGCUGGGACCAGCACCCUAUUCCUUUUGCAGCUCAUCAUUCUUGCACUGGACCUUGUACCAUUUCUCUGGGAACGAAUACCAUUGCUUUUGGGCAAGCUUGUCCCGGACAGGAGGCGUGCAGACUUGGAAAGCACACCAGCAGAGCAUGACGGCGAGGAAGUCGGAGCCGAUCAGCUAGAAGAAAUAGAAAUGAUAUUUGAAGACAGUCCAGACAAACCGAUAAAAAGGGUUCCCGGACGGCAGCUAGGGGCGGUCUUACUGGGUAUUUCCGGAAUUGCAUUCGCUGCCGCCAGUUUCGCUGGUAAAUACGGCCAGCAACACGCCGCUAUUCCUUCGACUGCGACAGCAGCUUCUUCUGCCUGCGGCAAUGCUUCAGCAGCCAUGGUUGAUGGUGAUAUCGGCGGCGAAGGUAUCCGCAUUGCUAUGUGGGCGCAGAUUGCGACACUCAUCACCAUCACCAUGCUCGGUAUCUUCCAGUGCAACGCCCUAGGAGCGAAAGAGAUCGGGGCAGGCUUAGCCAUCACCCAUAUAUCGUUGGCGAUAUCCAUGAUGGUUCAGAUGAAGCGCAAGUCCUUGACCUCGGCCGACGCCAUCGUGGGCGCCAUGCUGCUCGAUGCCCAGGGAAGUGCGCUCAGCCUGCAGCUGGUAGCGAAGCAGGUGCUGGCCGCCAGAUGGCAGGUCUGGAUCAUAGUCGGCUGUCAGGUGAUCGGAAUAGCUCUGCUUCCAGUCGUCGUUGCAAAGUUCCAGGCUGGCGACUUCAUCGACGGCGGCGGCAAUCUCUCAUGCUUCUGCAUCGAGGCAUUCUGGUGGGGAUGGGUGGGAGACUGUUUCGGAACCACUGGCGAGCUGGAGGCAACGACGUUUUGGAUGUAUAUUGCAUGUCGGAUCUUGAACUUCAUGCAGAGCACUUUCCUUUCGACCACUAGCACUGGCCAGUUCCACCGAGCCGAAAAGUACAAAGACGCGCUCCACGACAUCUCAUUUCCAGCUCGUCCAAAAUGGACUGAGGACGUGGAUACUUUGGUAGCAAGCGGCGACAUACCGCCUCCGCAAGAGGUCCAUAUGAACAUUGACAAUGAUUACGACAACUACCCGGCCACAGUCGCAAUCACAUGCAUCAUAUGUGCUCUUUUCUCGCUUACAUCAAUGGUAGCGGCUCAAAUAAUUUUUCAAGCCGGUCUCGAGCCUAGCUCGAACGCCGUCUCGACAGGACAAAUGAUUGCAAUAGUGGUUGCUGCUGCCACUAUUCUGCGCGCCAUCUGGCUACUGUGGCAGACUGUGGCUGAUAACGGCAAGCCAGUAUGGCCAUUCCGUUUCAGCACUGCAGCCAAGCUCCUACCACAUCGCUGGCAGGAAGAGACAUCUACCGAACCGUCAAAGAGAACGUUUCGCCGCGCCGGGGACUAUGCCAACGGCUUUAGCUUUCCGGCCUAUGUUGCGGAAAAUCCGAGUUUAUAUCGCAUCGGCGCCGUCUUUGAAGCUGGUCACGGCCGUGACCCCUUGCCUGUACCAUCGACGAGUUUUGCGCAGCAAAAGACCGUGGAGUUGGACACCGAGUUCGAGGCAACUCUCGAGGAUGGCGGCGGAUUCCGUAUUGGAAUUGGUGGAUUCGAUAUUGGAAUCGCUGGAAUAGGCACUGGGAUUGGUGUGUCUUCCUCGUGGGAAAAGUCAUAUACCGUGAGGAUCACCGCGCAACAAAUCGAGACGUUUCGGCUCACUCAGAAUCGGGCUGCCAUAUCGGAGCUCUCGAAAAGUCCAGCCGUUGAGGCGGUUCUGAAACGGCGAAACGGCCGGGUCUUCGUCAUGACGGGUUUGCGUAUCGCGCAUAGCCUCGAGGUGAGCUCAAAGAAGUUUGAGCAUCCCGUGGUGUUUAGCUAUGAGCUGCAACAACUUCAGUUUCGUGGGGGAAUUCUCAGAGUCAGUUAUGUGUUUCAGUGA
Akanthomyces muscarius is the source of this 1965-nucleotide messenger RNA. RefSeq lists its product as uncharacterized. NCBI's taxonomy places the organism in Eukaryota, Fungi, Ascomycota, Sordariomycetes, Hypocreales, Cordycipitaceae. Bases 1 to 1965 code for a protein of 654 amino acids. The record is from RefSeq and is a predicted model, not a curated record. The transcript has a single exon.